Molecule: messenger RNA, 411 nt
Organism: Aspergillus affinis
Lineage: Eukaryota; Fungi; Ascomycota; Eurotiomycetes; Eurotiales; Aspergillaceae
Exons: 1
Coding region: 1-411 (136 amino acids)
Source: RefSeq, a predicted model, not a curated record
AUGGUCAGCGCGCGGAUCCGCGGCGUUUCCUCCGCCGGCGGUUUGGCCAAAAAUCCCGACUUUUGUCGUUGGACACCGUCCCCACGGAAUGGUCAUCCCUGCCGUCCACACAGCUGGUCGCUGCCCGUGCAACGUGCCGCUUCCCUGUCCCCAGGGUCCGGCAGGAUCAGGGAAAUUGCUGUUUCGUUCAGCCUGGUUUGGUGUUCGGGUGCAAUCCUCCGUUUUGUAGGCACAUAUGACCGUCUGACUCGCGCUGACUGGAGGAGGGAGGAACGGCUACGUCAUCCGGAGGGUUCUGGCGCUACCGGCGGAUGGCUUUUAAGGAGAACCCUCGAUAGUCUGGCAUCAGCUAGGAUACCUGGUAUCGACGACGACGACGAUGAUGAUGACAAUAGCGAUAGUCGCAUCUGA